This is a messenger RNA of Triticum dicoccoides, 913 nucleotides long. RefSeq lists its product as uncharacterized. Bases 11 to 664 code for a protein of 217 amino acids. The transcript has 3 exons. NCBI's taxonomy places the organism in Eukaryota, Viridiplantae, Streptophyta, Magnoliopsida, Poales, Poaceae. The record is from RefSeq and is a predicted model, not a curated record.
AACCAUCACCAUGGCCAAGCCUCACGGCGGCGCCGUCCACACCCCGCGCCCCCGCUCCUCCUCCGGCGCCAAGGCCGUCACCGCCACCACCCCCGCCAACCGCAGCUCCGUGGGCUCCUCCUCGUCCGCGCCCCCCGCCCGCGACCUCGCCAAGGAGGCCGGCAAGCUCCUCACCUACGACGACGACGACGCCGCCUCCGCCGCGCAGCAGCAGCCGGACCCCGCGCUGCCCGAGGGCCUCGCCGUCGCCGACCUCGCGCCGCCGCUCGACCUCCCCGACCCCGACGACGACGCCUCCUCCUCCACCGUCGUCUCCGUCCCUCCCCACGACGCGAUCCCCGCCCCCGCCCUCACCCAGGUCGCACGUCCCGCCGACCCCGACGCCACCGCCACCGUCCUCACGGAGAUGGAGCUGGUCCUGGCGGAGCUGCGGGGUGCCCGGGGCCUGAGCGCGCGCUCGAGAUGCCUCCUGACCGCGCUCGCCGAGGCCGCCGCCGACGAGCUCGACCCCCUCCGCACGCGCCGCGCGGCCUUCUGGAGGAAGCUGCGCGUCGGGGUCCUCGCCGCGACGGUCUUCUCCGUGGCCGCCAUGGACGCCGUCCUCCUCGCCGCGCUCCUGGGCGGCCCCCGCGGCAGCGGCAGCCACGCGCUGCCCCCCACCUGAUCGCUCUGCUUCGCCGGUGCCGCCGGCCGCCCCCUGUUUUUAUCCUCGUUCAUCGACCAGUAGCUUGUUAAUUAGCCUUGUUGCACUAGUAUAGCAGUUACGUCGUGAUGAUAAAAUAAUUACUGCACUUAAUAGGAGUAGAUCAGAUGAGAAAGAUGUGGUAAUUUCGUUGUUCCUCCAUCAUGUGGUCGGUACAUUUCACCAUUUCAGUUCAGUUAAUUAGCUUCACUGGUAUUGUUUCGACGAUCA